AUGGACCAAAUCGCAAAGUUUGUCGAACCAGGCAAGCAAUUCGCUAAGGAUUCUAUAAGAUUGGUCAGAAGAUGUACAAAACCAGACAGAAAAGAAUUUCAAAAGAUUGCGAUUGCCACAGCCAUUGGAUUCUGCAUCAUGGGAUUCAUCGGUUUUUUCGUGAAGUUGAUCCAUAUUCCCAUUAACAACAUCAUUGUGGGAUCAUAG
Parnassius mnemosyne (clouded apollo) is the source of this 207-nucleotide messenger RNA. The record is from the annotation of a GenBank genome assembly. NCBI's taxonomy places the organism in Eukaryota, Metazoa, Arthropoda, Insecta, Lepidoptera, Papilionidae.